UUAUCCUGUGCGAGACGGUACCCUAUCGUAUCGCACGUUGCGGUUGGUAACGUUGGCAGCCUAACCUGUCAGAACUGAAACAGUGGAUCCGUGACCGUGAUAAUUCCUCAAGCACGUACAUUGGUUUGUCGCGUUGGGUCGCUGCACCCAUCGUCGUGUGUAAGACAAAUUGUACAGGAUCGAGGUGAUAGGUCCCGGUAACAAAUUUUAUGUAAGGAACAGCAUAACAUCAAUAUCAUUUGUUCCAACGUUCGCGGAACAAAGCUGGUCACCACCGUAUUUUCGUACGAGAGUUGUCCCUCGUUGGCCGUUGUUAUCUUGUUAUGUGGUGGUGAAUAUCAGUAGAAAUUAUAGUAGUGUAUAAUAACAGUGACAGUUACUCGACGAGCAUACAAGAACAGAAUGUCGGGACAUAGAGGCGCUGGAGGAGCUGGAAGUCAUCAAGGUGGUCCUCCAGGCCUCAAACAGAUUGAUUUGGAUCAAAUUUGGGGAGACCUGCGUGAGGGCAUAGAACAAGUUUAUAACAGGCAAUGCAUGUCUAAACCAAGAUAUAUAGAGCUAUAUACACAUGUAUAUAAUUAUUGUACAAGUGUUCAUCAGCAAUUGACAAGAACAUCAACUAAAAGUAAAAAGGGACAAAUUCAGCAAGGAGGUGCGCAGUUAGUGGGUUUGGAGCUGUACAAACGUCUGCGUGAUUUUCUUAGAAAUUAUCUUAUUAAUUUACUUAAACAUGGCAUUGACUUGAUGGAUGAGGAUGUACUACAAUUCUAUACAAGACAAUGGGAAGAAUAUCAAUUCAGUAGUAAAGUAUUAAAUGGUGUAUGUGCAUAUCUUAAUCGUCACUGGGUACGAAGAGAAUGUGAAGAAGGUCGCAAAGGAAUUUAUGAAAUUUAUCAGUUAGCUCUGGUUACAUGGCGAGAUAAUUUAUUUAAGCAUUUAAAUAGACAAGUUACUAACGCAGUGCUUAAAUUAAUCGAGAGAGAACGCAACGGUGAAACGAUAAAUACCCGAUUAGUUAGCGGUGUCAUCAAUUGUUAUGUAGAAUUGGGUUUAAAUGAAGAAGACCCAGGUGCUAAAGGACAAAAUUUAACAGUGUAUAAAGAUUCAUUUGAAAAUAUUUUUCUUGAAGAUACAGAACGAUUCUACACUCGUGAAAGUUCAGAAUUUCUUAGACAAAAUCCUGUAACAGAAUAUAUGAAAAAGGCGGAACAGAGAUUAUUAGAAGAACAAAAGCGAGUGCGUGUUUAUUUGCACCAAACGACUCACGAACGACUGGCAAAAACAUGCGAGAGAGUACUUAUCGAGAAACAUUUGGACAUAUUUCAUUCUGAAUUCCAGAAUCUUUUGGAUGCCGAUAAAAAUACAGAUUUGGGUAGAAUGUAUCAAUUAGUAGCCAGGAUACCAAAUGGCCUUGGAGAAUUGAGAAAUCUGUUAGAAAGUCAUAUCGCUAAUCAGGGUCUGGCAGCUAUAGAUAAGUGUGGUGAUUCUGCAGCUAAUGAUCCCAAGAUUUAUGUUAAUACAAUUUUAGAGGUACAUAAAAAAUACAAUGCUUUAGUAUUGGUUGCAUUUAAUAAUGAUAGCGGUUUUGUUGCGGCCUUGGACAAGGCUUGUGGACGGUUUAUCAACAGUAACUCUGUCACAAGAGCAGCAAACAGCAGUAGUAAGUCGCCUGAAUUAUUAGCUAAAUAUUGCGAUUUGUUGCUUAAAAAAAGUAGUAAGAAUCCAGAAGAGGCAGAACUUGAAGAUACACUUAAUCAAGUCAUGGUAGUGUUCAAAUACAUUGAAGACAAAGAUGUAUUUCAAAAAUUCUACAGCAAAAUGUUAGCAAAACGAUUAGUACAACAUAUGUCUGCUAAUGAUGAUGCAGAAGCUUCCAUGAUUUCUAAGUUGAAACAAGCUUGUGGAUUUGAAUAUACUUCAAAGUUACAGCGUAUGUUCCAGGAUAUCGGUGUGUCAAAAGAUCUAAACGAACAAUUUAAGACGCAUUUGACAAAUUCUGCUGAACCGUUAGACAUAGACUUCAGUAUACAAGUUUUAUCUUCUGGUUCAUGGCCAUUCCAACAGUCCUUCACGUUUUCUUUGCCAACAGAGCUUGAAAGAUCUGUACAUAGGUUUACUACUUUCUAUAGUUCACAGCACAGUGGCAGAAAGUUAAAUUGGCUGUAUAAUAUGUCUAAAGGAGAGUUACAUACGAAUUGUUUUAAAAAUAGGUAUACAUUACAAGCAUCAACUUUCCAAAUGGCAGUUUUGUUAGCAUACAAUGGCUCUACAGCAUGGUCAAUACAACAACUACAGUAUGCAACACAAAUAAAAAUGGAUUUUUAUUGCAGGUUAUUCAAAUACUCUUAAAAGCCAAACUAUUAACUGCAGCUAGUGAUGAUGUAGCUGAAUUGACUCCAUUAUCAACGGUAGAACUUUUUACAGGAUA
Messenger RNA from Pogonomyrmex barbatus (red harvester ant), 2428 nucleotides. RefSeq names its product cullin 1 (gene Cul1). Gene Ontology annotation, biological process: ubiquitin-dependent protein catabolic process. Gene Ontology annotation, molecular function: ubiquitin protein ligase binding. Gene Ontology annotation, cellular component: cullin-RING ubiquitin ligase complex. The record is from RefSeq and is a predicted model, not a curated record. NCBI's taxonomy places the organism in Eukaryota, Metazoa, Arthropoda, Insecta, Hymenoptera, Formicidae.